UAUGUAUGCCCGCUGACUCCCAACCACCACUCCCAUUCAGUCGCCCUUUUCCCCCCCCAUACUCCAUCACCACCACCGACAACAAUGAACAACUCGAUCCUCACCAUGGAGUUUCGCAGUCUCAUCUGAGUGCGCGAAAGCUCUCGCUUUUGUUUGUCUGCCCCUCGCAGGCAUCCGCCCCAUCAUCCACCCAUCCAUCCCGUCUUCUUUCUUGUUGCCCGUUUGCCCCAGUCAGCCUUUGUCUGUCAGUCCGCCGUUUGCCGCCACCGCUGCCUACGACCGCCGUCCGACUCAUCCAUCUCAAGCAAACCCGCCAGCUUCCUCGCCGCUGGUGCCUUCUGCUGCUCCUCCUUUAUAACUCCUCCUCCUUUUCCCCGUUCCACCCCUCUUGCCGUACCUGCAUCUCUCCACCCACUUCCGCUCCUCGCCUCACCGCCUACCCGACCUCCCAACCACCAACCACAACCCUCCGUCUCUGCCGACCGCCACUCCGCACCCGCCAUCAAACACGACGCCAGCAAACACCUCUCCACUCCUCAUCACCUUUCCUCUUGUUACUACUCCCUCUUCUUUUUUCUAUUGUAUUCCAUCAAUUCCAUAUGCCCUGCAAACGAUAA
Messenger RNA from Periconia digitata, 617 nucleotides. Lineage: Eukaryota; Fungi; Ascomycota; Dothideomycetes; Pleosporales; Periconiaceae. The record is from the annotation of a GenBank genome assembly.